AUGCAUUUCGGACGAAGUGCCAACAUGGCGGCUCAAGUUCAAGCUGGGUAUUCGUCGUAUUCCAAUGAGAUAAAGGAGAAGCUAAGUCUAUGGGAUGUGAAGGAUUCUCCUCUUGCACCAUUGUCAGAAAAGCAAAGAAAUAGUGUACUCGAACUUACUACAGUAGCAGGAAAUCGUCCUCUUUUAGACGAGGUGAGCUCAAAAAAUUGUAUAUUUGGAUCAGCUGUUUUGAAGCAAAACAGUUAGAUUCAUCAGCUGAGGACAUAAAUUCUUAUAGAAUAUCAGAGGCAGACAAUGAGUGCUGCGUACCUGAUGAAAUGCAUAUUUCGUAAUUAUUUCACAGAAAUAUUUCCUCGCGUUGCUUCCUCGUUUUGCUUAGUUUUUGUAAUAUGGUUUUGCAUACCCAAUUGUUUAUCUACUAAAGUGGAUUUGAUUGCUAAACAGAAUGCUUGUGAUGUGAGAUCAUGGAACAGGAGAUCAAUGCAUUUUUCUUCAUCUUAAUGACAGGGCACAUAGUCCCACUCACUUUAAAGUAAAGCAUAUUUCUUUAUUAUUCUCUGUUAAUCAAUCAAAGUUACCUGAUGACGACUGCACUAGUUUACCUGCAAAGAGGACCUUGAGUGAAACCAGUAAAGAAGCUGCUGUGGACAUGGCAACAGUUGAUUUGGGAUCAGAAAAAAUAGAAAAUGCUCAGCAGGUUGGGUUUUCAUCUCUGUUGUUAAUCCUUUAGCUUCAACUCCUGUGAGUGACCAAGACAGAAUUUCUCCUUACAAUAUCAAUAGAAUAUCAAACAGAUAAGUGGUGAGCAUAAGGAAAGAUGUCAAUUAGGGGAUUAGAGAAAUCCAACCCACUCUCUUCAAAUCAGUUAGGAACAUUCAUGACAUUAACAUCAAAAAUAAACCAAACAGAAGGACCUAACUUUACCAACAGUCCUUCUCAGGACUAUGCUUACCAACAAUCAGGCUACAAUAAGCUGUUUUCAAAAUCUGGGUCAGUCCAGUGUGGUGUGUGAGAUGUCAAUCAUUCUAAUUUAUUUCAAACAAGUUUGAAUGUUGUUUAAGGUAUAAAGAUGACCAUCAGAAUUAAAUCACUCUUUUGACUUAUCUUGAAAGUAGUGUUGAUUUCUGUGCUGUUUACAAAGCCUAGUUGUGCUAUGAUGUUAUUGGGUAAGUUUUAAACUAAAUUUUUUUCAUCAACAGUUUUUUGCUUGGUUUGCAAAUGUUGAAGCACAAAUGGAGGAGGAGCAGGAAUCAUCUUACAGGUAACGGAAAAUUAGUGGGUAUUGUUCUGUGACCCAAAAAAAAUGUUGAAUUGACUAUGUAAAGGAUAGGUUAACAUGGGUUUUAUUCCCAAAUGUAACAGAUAGUUUUAUCAUAAUGACUGUAUAAUUUUAAAUUGUUAUUCGUAACUUUUUAUAUACGUAGAUAUAUGCAUUUAAUAACAUUUCUGAUAUUUUUUUAUAUAAUAGAAUAGUUUGUAAAUACAGUUAGUAUUAAUUGUAAGAUUUUAUGUGUUAAACAGGGCAUCCCUUGAAAACAGUUAUGUCAAAUGACUGAAGGAUUUACCCUGCUUUAUAAUAAAUAAAGGUUUACUACUACCACUAGUAAUUUUGCUUUAUAAUAUUGAUUUCAUGCGAAGGAUACAGGUGAUUAGAACCAGACAAUACUGCAUGACUAAGCAACAAAUCCUCUGAAGUGACUUUUAAAGAAAUGUAUGGCAGACAGUCAUGAGAAUUAAUUCUUAGAUCUUGGAAGUAAAAGAUCUUUGUAACACCUGGUAUAUGGAUAAUUUAUUCCUCAGAUCCUAUGCAGCACAGUUGCGUUCUUAUCGUGAUCAUUGUGACAGUAUUCUGAGUGAAGUGGAGUCAGCUUUGAAUCAUCUGCAGGAUCUACAGCAGAAGCACUUAUUGGUAUCCACAAAAACUGGGGCUCUUCAUGAAGCUUGUGAACAGCUUCUUCAGGAUCAGGUCAGAGAGAUAGAUUUAAACAUUUGAGUUGCAUUUAAACUCUCUUCAUUGGAGACCUUACCUUCCUUUAACCCUUUAACUCCCAGAUCAAAUUUGUAAUUCUCCUUACUGUCAACCAUACAAUUAUUAUAAUUGUUUGUUCAGAGACUUUAGUAUUGAAUCAACUUAUUAUCUCAAAAUUGAUAUUUUUCUUUGUUCUCACCACUUAUCUGGUUGAUAUUGUAUUAAUACUGUAAGGAGAAAUUCUGUCUUGGUCACUUAUGGGAGUUAAUGGGUUAAACAUUAUUGAUUUCAAAAUAAUGCAGAAAUUAGUGGUGUUGAGGUAACAGAUAUAGCAGAACCAAAACAUUGUGACUGCAGUUGGGCGUUGAAAAUUUGUUCCUUGUAGCAGUUGAUCAAGGUCAACAAGGUUACAAGAUAACAAAAUGAUUAAACCAUGGGAGUGUUUUAAUGGUCGCUUACAUCUAUUGAAUUAUCUGCAGCAGCUUUGAAGUUUCAAAUGUUAACCCUGUAACUCCCAUAAGUGACUAAUAUACAGGGAAGUGAGUUACAGCUAGAGGGGAGAAUUAAUAAUCAGAUCUUGGCGGUGAAGGGGUUAAGAACCUUUUUUUCCACAUUAAUAGUUCAUCUAUUUAUUUUCACAUGGCAACCUUUCAGACAAAGUUGAUGAACAUGGCCGAAAGCAUCAGCAACAAGUUGUCUUACUUCAAUGCUUUAGAUCAUCUUAGACACGUGAGUAACCAGACCAUUGUUAUGUUAGAAAAAAAAAAUUUGUCAGAGCCUUCGCUAAUAAAUUGUACAUUUGUCAUUUUGGUGUACAAUCAAACCUGUGUUAUGACGCGUCAUAUGAAGCAGUCACCCCAUUUUGAGCAGUCAGAUGUCAUUGAAGUCCUGAAUUUGUUUUCCCUUAAUCACUGUAAUUUUCUCCUCUUAGGCCACUCUUUGUAAGUCCCAGUGGCCUGUUUUCAUUUUUCCUCCAAAUGUAUCAAUCAGUUUCUGGAAGCAAGACCACUCAAAUAAAUCUAAGAAUAAUCUUUUGAGUAAUUUUUAUUCCAUGUUUCUCUCCCAAAACCAAAUUAUCUAAUAUUAUUGAGCAAGAUUCUGUGCACUGAGUGGUCAAUUGUGACAUAAAGUAGCAUUGUUUAUCAUUUUUUAUAAUACCCCUAAUCUGAGGAACCUGUAUUAAGCAGUGGACCUGUGAUUCCCUGAUGGUGACGGCUUAAUACAGGUUCAACUGUACUUUAAUGUAGAAUCAUUACGGACUAGAAUUAUUGGUAAUUCAACUUGGUUUGUUUUCAGAAACUCAACUCAUCCACGCUCUCUGUGACAAGCGAGUCCUUUGUUCCAAUGUUGGCAAGACUUGAUGAGUGUAUUUCAUUUAUAUCAAGCAAUGUAAGUUUUCUGUCCUUAACCCUUCAACUCCCAUGAGUGAAUGAGACAGAAUUUCUCUUUAUGAUGUUAAUACGAUAUGUAGUGGAAAAGUGAUGAGAAUAAAGAACAAUAUCAAUAAGGGGAUUUUUAAUUGAUCAUCCAGCAAAUUCUCUUAACUAAAAUUAUAAUAAUUGGAUGGCAGAAAGUAAGGAGAAUUACCAAUGAGAUCUUUGGAGUGGAAGGUUUAAAUCUUUUGUUUAUAAAUUCAUUUUAAAAAGUUAUUUUUAAUGAUCUUCAAACUUGGCUGAGCAAGGUUGUUGUUGGGGGAGGGAAUACUAAGGUGUUUGUUCCUCCUUUUUUUCAAUAAAUAUAAUCAUUAUGAGAAAGCUUGGUAUGCUGCUGAAUGCCAGUAGUUGAAGGAUAUAAGUUCAGAUCCAUCCCCACCCCCCAUAACUGUAUACUACAAAGCUUGAGGCUCCAUUAAGUGUAUAAAGUCCACAUUUCAUAGGGUAUUGGACAAAGAAUACAUGUAUAUCCGAGGUCCUGGAGGAACACCUGUCAAAUGCUCUGCAAAUUAGUGUCAGAGGUCUUAUGGGGCUAUAUACCAGCCAUGUUCUUAUGCACCAUGCCUCUUGCACGCUGCUGAAUUCAGUUGCAAUGCGGUAGCUGCAAAACUAGAGGAUUACAUAUGAAUAUAUUUUUUUGUCCUUGUAGCCUCAGUUCAAAGAAUCCCAAGUGUAUCUUGUCAGAUUCAAACAGUGCUUGAACCAGGCCCUCAAUCAAGUGAAAAUGCAUGUUGUGAAUUUGCUGAAAAAUGCCACAGCACAGGUGUUGGCAAAUAAGGUAGGUUGAUGGAAAAUGGUUAAAAAAAGUGUCCUUUUUUAGACAAAAGUGUCCAAUUUUGGAUACUUAUGUGGGAUUUUGGACACGAGUUUCCAUUUCAAAAACAACUGGUAGUGUUCUAUUUCAGAUGCUAGCAUCUAAUUUUAGACACUGGUGUCUGAUUUUGGACACUAGUGCCCAAUUUUAGAUUAUAGUGUCUGAUUUUAGAGACAAAAGUCUGCUUUUGGAAAGAAUGUUAGACACAUCCAAUUUAGACAACAUCAUUUGAUUUUAGGAAGAAGUAUUAGUUUUAGAUAGAAAUGUGCCAUUUUGGACACUAGUGUUCAAAGACCAUUAUGGGAACAAAUUUAGUUUUUGUUCUUAAUUAUGCUUAUCUGUCAAGUUGAUUAUUCAUUGUAGUUAAUGUUGGUUGAAGAUAUGUCAGGUCCAAAGGAAGAUUUGGUUUGACACAUGUCCUGUUUAGGAAGAAAACUUAUUUCCAGUGCUGCAGUUGAAUAUUUUUGAGGGUAUGAUGAUUUUGAAAGGAAACUUGUUUUCUUAUUUUGUCAUUGGCUAUUUCAGGAAGGUGGAAAUUCUUCUGAAAGUUCCUUCGCUUUAUUUUAUGGGAAAUUCAGGACUUGUGCUCCAAGAGUGAAGGUCAGUCACUGUAUUUAACUUUAUUUUUAUUGUUGGAAGGGAGAUACAGUUAACCUUUUCAUUCCCAAUAUCUCUUUGGUAAUUCUUCUUACUGUCUGCCAUAAAUUGAUUAUAAUUUUGGUUCUAAGAAUUUGGUAUUGGAUCAAAUGAUAAUCGCCUAAUUGAUAUUUUUCUCAAUUUUCAUUAUUAGUCUGCUUGAAAUUGUAUUAAUACUGCAAAACAAAAGUAUGUCUUGGUCUCUGCUGGGAGUGAUUUUUUUGUUGUUGUUGUUUGAAAGGGUUAACUGCUUGUCAGUGAAGGCCAGUUAAUUUUUGAUUCACUCCAUUUACUAAUAAUUCAUUUUAUUCUUUUCUUUAACAGAGUUUAAUGGAACAGAUUGAACAGAGAAGUCACUUAAGUUCUGAGUAAGUAUUACUUACCGACAAUUACUGUAGUAACAGUGAAAAGCAGUUUUUUAAGGCUUUUUUUUAUAUGUGAGAGGUACAAUUUUUUGUUUCUUGAUGUUUCAGGUACAGUUCACUUUUAAGUGACUGCCAGCAGUGCUAUCUCUCUCAGCGUUCUCAACUCCUGACCCCAUGUGUUAGUGAUGCUAUUGAUAAACUGGCCAAGCAGUAUGAAAGAAAUCCUUGUUCUCUAGUAAGUUUAUGCACAGAAAUGCAAAAUAAGGUUUCUAAACUGCUUUGUGGUGUUGAUUGUGUCAUUUGACACUGAAAGCAUAGCUAGAAAAGUUUUCAUCUGAAUGGUUGAAACAGAAGAAUUUACCCACUUAAAAGUGAGAAACACCCUGUAACAGUACUACACCCUAGCAUUAGUAUGCAAGUUCUCCUUACUCUUAUAUUAACUGUGGUACAUACAGGGAGAAUUUGUCUAACAAUCAAGAGCUUCUGGAGGUUGUGAUCAGUUUCUUUAUUCUCAUGACCUUAAUGUUUAUUCAGGGAUGAUAGUUAGGAGAAAUUUAGAUGCAAGUCACUAUUAGAGAUCAAAUGUUUAAUUGUUUAACUCCCAGAAGUGAUCAACAUGAAACUUCUCCCCAUGAUAUUCUUAUAUCACCCAGCAAACAGGUAAUGAGAAUAUUCAAACUUAUCAUUUAGAACUUGUUAUCUUGAUCUCAUGCCAAAUUCUCAUGACUAAAUUACAAGGAAAUGUUCAGCAGGUAGAGGGGAGAAUUAACAAUCAGAUCCUGGGAGUUAAAGGGUUAAGUCAGGCCAAUCAUAACCAACCUUAGAAUCACAUUUGUUUAACCUUGGCAUAGUAGAAUUUUUAGGGAAAUAAAAAAAAGUUAAACAUAAAUCUCUUUCUGUAGGUUCGUGCUGGUUGUUCAGUGUUGAUUCGCGUCUGUCAGGAUGAAUACCAGUUAUACUAUCACUUCUUCUCUAAGCCAAGUUCAGGUCUUGAGUAAGUGAAAUAUUUUAUCACUUUUAAUCUUUUUACCUUUGUGAAAGUUUGUUUACUCUGGCUUGUGAGAAUGUGGCCUUUCGUAAAAGUCAAGUUGUGAGAGUCAAGUUCUUGAUGUCAGGAUGAAUACCAGUUAUACUAUGUAUACAAUGGAGAAUGAAGUUUAAAAAUGUUAGCAACAAACACAAAGGGCUUGCAAAGCUGACAGAAUAGAUUUAGAGGGAAUGAUUCUGAGUGGUUUCUUGUUAAUGUUUCAAAAUGAAAUUUCUCUUUGCUCUGUAGCUCCUUGUUAGAAAUUUUGUGCAGUACCUUAUAUGAUUCGCUGAGACCUGUAAUAAUCCACAUGACUCACAUGGAGACACUCACUGAACUCUGCACAAUAUUAAAGGUAAAUUUAUUUUGUCAUAAUUAUGAUCACUGUUGUCAUUAUUGUAGAUUGUAUGUGGACUUAGUAAAUUAAUUAAAAGCUUUCUAUCCAUUUCCAAGCAGUGCUCUCCUUUUAAGCAGUAGUUGGUAAAAUUUGCCAUUUGUCUUACAUCUUAAAAUUGCUUGGAAUUCUAGAAAAUCAAUAGUUUCAAGGAUUGCUCUAUUGGUUUAAAAAUUUCAUAUACCUCUUGUGUGUAAGAUAAGGGAGAACACUGUCGAGUGAUAGAAAAUGACUUAUAUUGGAAGUGGGUAAGGCCACCAAAUUUUAUUAAUUUCUAUACCUAAAAUAUUAUAUGAAAAAAUGUGAUCCUAAAGAUUGCACCUUAUGCUCUGAUAAGUAUAGGUAAUAACAUGAUUUCGAGUGCAAUUUGGUGUCAAUAAGCACAAGUAAAUUUUUUUAAGACAACAUAAUUGCAUGAGCCCAUGGGGCAAAUGCCAUUUGUAGUCUUUGGAAAAAAUGCUUAUUAUGGCAAAGUGCAUUCAACACCAUGUUAGCGUUCAACAGGAGCGUUUUCGUAUAAACUUUUGGCGAUGUCAACGUAUCAAACUCUCAAAAAUGGCUUACCUCUUCCCGAGUUGAAAAAGAGAAGGAAAAAAAAGGGUGAGCGAAAAAAAAGACAUUUGUUAAAAAAAGAGCUGUACCAACCGUCCGACUGUGAGUCCAAUGCCUAACCGACUGUGCUACGAGAACAUUCGAUUACACGUCAUAAAUUUUAUCCUUAAAUAAACCGGUGGCACUCCUUCGCGUAAGCGUUCGACAGAAGCGUUUUCGUAUAAACUUUUGGCUAUGUCAACGUAUCUUUGGUUUUGUCUUCAAUUCUGCCGUAGCAUGAGUUUGUUCAAGGAUAUUUUACGUUUGCUAAACGGUGUUUUAAACUCAAAACAAAAAACAUGCUCUUUCUUUAAGCUGAUUAUGAAUAUGCAAGUUCUCGGGGGCUGUAUUGUUUUGAUGAAACAAAAGGCUUCUUUUGUUUCGGCUUCAUUCAAUGAAAGCCACUACGAAAUUCAAGGUUUUUUGCAUACGUUAUUUCUCGAAAACGAAGCGCAAACCAGUGAAAAAAAAACCAAAACAGUGUAUAUCGAGUAAAACUAAGUCCACAUGCCAAAAUUCAACUACUUCUGAACACUUUAAAAAAUGGCCGAAAAAUCAAGGGGUCGUUCUUGCUCUGAGCCUUUCAUUUGUUAAUAAUGUAAAUGAAAAAACAUCAUAGAGAGUCAAGACAGACAAAAUUUUGAAAGCAUCUGCGCCCUAUUUGUAAUUUGCACUGGUGUUACAACUUUGCACCUUGUUACAUGAGAAUGCACUAAUUUUCAGCCAAUCAGAAGUGCAUAACUUUUCCAUGUACAUUAUUAGGGGUAUUAUAAUAAUUGUUCUUUUUUGGUCCUCUUUAGGUGGAAAUGAUUGAGGAUUAUGUGCAGCAAAAAGGUAUAAUUGUUAAAUUUUACUAGUUAGCAAAACAUUUUGAAUUUGUUAUUUUAAUGUAUAGAUGACGCAGAGCCAAGAAUUUUUUCCUUCCUUUUAUGUUAAACAAUUUGAGAGAAUGUAGGGGUUGGUUGAAAUCUAAAAUUACUCUUCUUUUUCAGGUGAAGAACUAGCCGCUUUUGAAGUUGUUGUUCUACAGAUGUUAGAGGAUGUACAAGAACGGCUGGUUUACCGGGCACAGGUAACAGCUACUGAUACGAACAACUAAUUUGGAUAUCACUGGAGCUUAUCUUAGGAAGACAAGUGUCAUUUCACUAUGUGACAAACAUUUUCCUAUUUGACCCCAAUUUUCUCUUUUUUGGCAGGCGUACAUUGAGAGUGACAUCCAGAAAUAUUCCCCAGCACCUGGUGAUCUAGCUUAUCCAGAAAAACUUAUUAUUGGGGUUGGUAAACACUACUGUAAGAUUGAAACUGUAGGGUACCAAACCCUUUAACUCCUAAGAUCUCAUUAGUAAUUCUCCUUACUAUCUGUCAUAUAGUUCUUAAAAUGUUAGUUUAAAGAAUUGGGUAUUGGAUCAACUAAUAAUCCCUCAAUUAAUGUUUUCCUUUAUUCCCAUCACUUGUCUGCUUGAUAUUUUAUUGAUAUUGUAAGGAGAAAUUCUGUCUUGGUCACUCAUGGGAGUUAAAGGGUUAACCUUUUGACUCCUACAUAUGCACAAGACAGAAUUUUGCCUUUUAAUAUCAAUAAAAUAUCAAGCAGACAAUUAGGGAAUUACUAGUUGAUUCAAUGCUAAAUUCCUUGAGCUAACAUCAUAAGAAUUGUUUGGCUGACAGUAAGGAGAAUUAAUAAUGAGAUCUUGGGAGUGAAAGGGAUGAAAAACUAUCAGAGACACCUAAUGAACUUGUGAGAGGUUGACCAGGGUAGACUGGCUUCCCAUAUAACAGGAGUUAAACUUCUUUCAGCCAACUUUGUGUUAUCUGAAGACUUUCAUUCUACAUUCAACUUUCAGGCAGGGGAUAAUGACAAAGAGGAAAAACAAUCUGGAGAAGAAGAGAAGAAGUCUGUUGGUUAGUUAUGAUCAAAAGCAUUACCAUACUCAAACUCAUCUGUCUGACAUUUUUUCACCUGUUAUGUAUCUUUUUUCUUUCUAGAGUUACCAGGAGCGUUAGCGGACCUUCAGGGUAUGUGGUACCCCACAGUCCGACGCACACUGGUGUGUCUCUCAAAACUCUAUCGGUGCAUCUCGGUGAGGAUUAUUACCUUCUCUGGGUUGUAUUUGAUUUUCUGUUCUGUGAUUUCAUCUAGUUCAUAUCUUAUUGAUUUGAAAGUUUAUGUUUGAUUUCACCUUUUACAUUUUAGAAAGAAACAUUUGAAGGCCUUUCUCAGGAGGCUUUGUCCCUCUGCAUCCAGUCCCUUAAAACAGCAAGCUCUCUUAUUGCUCAGAGAAAGGUACAGAUACAAACUGACAGAUUUAGGUGACUGCCAAGUGUUGACUCAGUUAUGUAUGAGAUCCCUUUGGAGACUGAAGGAGAAGUAGAUGCUGCUUCAAAAAUCAUGUAGCUCUUUCUUCCAUGCAUCCUUUUAAUUUGCUGCCCUCCCUGUCUUUGAUGCCUAACCAUUUUCUCCCUGUGAGUGAUAAGCAUCUAAAUUUUCCCAACUGUAUCACCCUUAAAUCAAACAUUAAGGUCAUGAGAAUGAAGGGAAUGAUUGCGACCUCAAUAAGCUCUUGAUUGUUAGACAAAUUCUCCUUGCAAGUUCCAUCAUUAGGAAAUGUAUGGAAAACAGUAUGAGAACUUGUAUACUGCAUGUAAGGUUGUAAAGGGCUAUUAUAUAGCAUUUGGUUUUUAUACUCAACAUUUGUAUAAGUCUGGUGUUUUCUUCCAGGAUUCUAUAAAUGGUCAUCUGUUCCUCAUAAAACAUCUGCUGAUCCUCAGAGAGCAGAUUGCCCCUUUUGAUGUUGAUUUUGCUGUCAAGGAAAUGUCACUGGACUUCAGUAAAAUGCGGACUGCAGCAUAUGGUUUGUGGAGUCACAGCAACAGGCUGUUUGCUCUCAGUGGCAACAAUGCAUUGCUGGAAUUUUUGUUAGAUGUAAGUUUGUUAGAUAUUAAGGAGAGAGAUGCACUCAUUUCUUGACAGUAUGCCCUUGUCCUGAUGUGUUUAUAAUAGGAAUCUUUAAAAGCAGUGCUCAAUACUCACUGUACCUUAUGGUAAUUCUGUUUCAGGGAGCGCCUCAGUUAACAGAAAACUAUCUGGAUUCAAAGAAGGUAAGGAAAGCUAAAUAUUUGGACAAACUUAGCUUUGAUCUAAAUCUAAAUUGUCCAUAUGUACAGAGUCAUCCUAGGGAGCUUUUGAGUUCUCUUUGCUUCUUUUACUGUUUUUCUCUUACUCAAUCUUAAAGCAACACACAUCAAAAAUUGCUGAUACUAGUAUUUUGCAGGAUGUGUGUUAAGGUCUAUUAUGACCUGGCGUACAAAUGAGUUCUCUACAGCUCAGCUGGUUGGGAAUCUGAAUAUUAAAUUGAAACUAGCUGCAGUUCAAUUCCUUGUAGGAAAUUAAUUACUUUUUUGGCCCCACUAAUACAACAAGUGUAGAGGAUCUCUCUUUAUAGAGUUGUGAUAAUAUUACACUCUAGCUUUGUGGCUAUUUCCAUUUCAUAACUCAGCACUUUUGUUUUGUUAUCAACUGAAGGAUGUUGAUGUUGAACUCAGGAUUGUGUGUGAGCAGUUUAUUCAAAAUGUAUCAGAGUCUCUCAUCUCUCCUCUGUCAGCGUUCUUGACCAAGGUAAGUUGAAUCUUGAUGCCAAUUAAUUUUUUGAUGGAUUGAGUGAUCUGUCUGUCUUAGUUUUUGGUUGUGGAUGGUUUGGUACUCAAACUAAACAGGUGGCAAAUAACUUCAUUAUUAACCCUGUCACUUCAAUGAGUGACCAAGACAGAACUUCUCCUUAUGAUACCAAUAUAAUAUCAAACAAACCAGUGAUGAGAAUAAAGAAAAAUAUCAACUAGGGGAUUAUUAGUUGAUCAGAUACCAAAUUCUCUAAGAUAACAUCAUGAGAAUUGUAUGAUAAACAGUAGGGGGAAUUACUAAAUAAAAGAGGUCUUGGGGGUGAAAAGGGUUAAAAAAAGAUAGUUUUUUCGUGUAACUAGUACACUCUUAGUUACUCAAAGAUGUCAAGCGCACAUGAGAAAAACAAAGGAAUAUGAAUUUUCUCAAAUUUUUCUUGCAGGUAACAGUGAUUAAGAAUCUUGCCCAAGAGGAAGGAAAAGAUACUAAAGCAUUCCUCAAGCAACAACCUUUUGCAAAACCAGGUGAUAAAAAAUAUUUCUUACUUUAAUAGUUUGGGUAGUUACAUGAAAAGCUUUAUAACCUCUAGCACUUUUUUAAGUCAUGAAUAGAGUUAUGCGUUGUACUUUAAAUUUUCUUAAUUUUGUUUUUCAGAGAAUGUUCGCAAAGUUGUUAGUGAGACUUACAUGUUACUGAAGUCCAAGCUCACAAGCACUCUACAAAGCAUGGCUUUGUUUUUGGCAAACAAAGACACAGAGUACAUUCUCUUUAAACCUGUCAAGGUAAUGAUCAACAGUAAUUUCUUUUCCUGAUAUAAAUACAAAACCUAACAUUCCAAUGGCAAAAACACGUGUAUAGCAAAUAAUUACUGAGGGUAUCCAUUUAUAACAAGGACCUGGGACCAAACUGUGGCAUAAAAGAUGGAACUUUUGCUUUUAAUACUGAGUAUUAAAAGACCAUUUGGGGCAGUGUCACAGUUUAAAUAUCACUAACUUUGGGAUGUUAUAUUUUCAUGAGUUUGCUCUUGGAAUUGUAAAUAUAGUUCUAACUAAAACAUGCUCUUCAAAAAUGAAAAAAAACUGUUGAUAUCGCAGUACUUGGUAAGAGCCUGCCACUGAAAGUAACAAGGCUGGAUUUACAAAAAAGAAUUCACUCUUUUACAUUGAGAUUAGAAUACUCAAUGGAAUUCUAUAACAUUACAGGCUAAGGUUCAAGAAUAUUACAAACAAAUGAAUGACUUGGUGAUGGAAACCUACUCUGAAGAAGAUCAACAGAUCAUUGGAUGUCCAUCAAUUCAGCAGGUUUGUUAAGUUUACAUGCACAGUAACAAUAAUGGCAUUGUUGACCAAGGUGCAUUUGCUGUUGCUCUGGAAGGUAAUGGGUGAUAGUGCUUGUGAUUUUUUUUAUUAAAAGUUGUAAUCUGUUUGUGUCACAAGCAUGGGACAAAGGAAAAAUCUGAGUCACCCAUUUGUUAUAGUUUGUUUUCUGUUGUGAAACUGUCAGGGCUAACUUCUGGAUACAGUCAAAACUGUCACCAAUGGCAACUUCCUCACAACAGCCACUUUUUCCUUUUUGGGAGAGUCAUUCAGUCUUUUUAUUUAAUCUAUCUACAACAACAACCUCUUCACAAGGAUCAUGGCCAACAGGCUAUUCCCAUCUUUGAACCUGAGACGUUACAGGUCUCAUAUAACACUUCCACAUUCCCCUGUUGGUCACUUCUGUUUGACCACUGUGGCAAGGUUGGACUUCACUUAUUGUUAUUCAGUGGUAAAAUGGGAUGAGGGUUCUGGUGUUAGUAAAAACUUUGUUCUUACUUCUCAGGUUUCUCUUCUACUAGCAGUAUCAUGAAAAAUGCUGAGUGGAUAAAGCACCCACAGAUCAAAAAUAACUGUUUGAAAACUCCAGCUGGUUCAUUAAAUAUGAAAAUUUGAUGAGGAAUACUGCCUUAGCAAGUUGUUAAACCAGAUUGAAAAAUUAGAUAUUUAUUUAUUUAUUACCAAGAUUUCCUAUGCAAGGGCAAACUCUAUUGCAAAGAUGGUGGUAUUUGUUUGUUGUGUUUUUUUUCUAUAUAGUUACUUGCCUUUGAGCUUUCCACAUAUCAGAUAAAGAUAGAUAAAGCAAUGACAGACAGAGGCAAGGGAAGUUACUUAUUAGGUAAUACUGUGAGACCCUUUCCUAAGAUCAACAAAUUCAUUUUCUGUACUGUCUACAUUUCUUUUAACUUCAGCUGCGAGAAUUUGUUGUUGAAUUUGGUGCUUACUCAAUAAGGGCACUAAUUAACAAUUAAUUUGAGGGGGGGCACUUAUCAGAGGGAGGGCAGUUAUUGGAACAAGGGUGCUUGAUAAAAUCAUCACAGUAUAUGUAAAUAUCUAUUAUAACAUAGCUAGUAAAUUUGUCUAAUCAAAUUCAAUUGCGUCAACGUGCUUCAUAUUCCUAUUGUACACACUCAUGACGUCAGCAAACAAAUCCCUUGAUAAAAAAAAAUUUUCCAUUGGGUUGAAAAUGUUAUAAAACAAUUGGUUCAUGCGUCAGCUGUGUGUUCGUUGAGAUAU
Molecule: messenger RNA, 13394 nt
Organism: Pocillopora meandrina
Lineage: Eukaryota; Metazoa; Cnidaria; Anthozoa; Scleractinia; Pocilloporidae
Source: the annotation of a GenBank genome assembly